Molecule: messenger RNA, 2811 nt
Organism: Hemibagrus wyckioides
Lineage: Eukaryota; Metazoa; Chordata; Actinopteri; Siluriformes; Bagridae
Exons: 7
Coding region: 145-2607 (820 amino acids)
Source: RefSeq, a predicted model, not a curated record
UUAUGUUUGUUUCAGGUGACAAACAGUGGAACAGAAGUGGACACUGGUCAUGUGGAAUCAGCCAGCACCUCUGGAGAUGAUCCCCUUUACACCCAGCAUUCCGAGAAUAAGUCAGCUUUCAGUACAGAGGUAAAAAAAUGGGUAAUGGAUGAAAAAAGUCAUAAUCCAGAAUCUGGAGAUAAUCAGCAGCAGGCAUCUGCACUCCUAAAUCAGGUAGCAGAUGAAAUGUUUGCUGGUGACCAAUACUGUAUACUGUAUACUGUGGAUACAAGCACUCCUCAGCUUCAUGAGGUAAGCAGCCAUGAUGCCUGUUCCAUCAGUAGUUUGGAAAACAGUGAAGAUGACUAUGUCCCUGAGUCUUCAUAUAGUAGCUCAGAUACAAGUGCCUGCAGUCAUACAAUUUCAUGUACUAAAAAGAAAGCUGAAACUAAAAAAAAUCUUUCACUCAGUCCUACUACUGGUCUGUCCAGUGCUAUAGCUGACAGUGAAGCUGAAGUUGGGCAGUCAAGCUCGGUUUUGGUCAGAGGAAUUUCAAAGACAUCUAAAAAACCAAGAGUGUAUGACAAGAAACAGUACUGUUUGUUUUGCAGCAAACCACUAUCAAAAAUGGCAAGACAUUUAGAGCAGGUUCAUAGCACAGAGUCAGAAGUUGCGAAAGCUUUGAGUUUUCCAAAAGGUUCAAAAGAAAGGAAAAACUUGCUAGAUCACUUAAGGAAUAGAGGGAAUUUUGCUCAUAAUGCAGAGGUUGUACAGUCUGGAAAAGGUGAUCUUGUACCUUGUAAGAAGCCGAGAAAAGAUUGUGACUCCAAAACCUUUGUGCACUGCUCCAACUGUCAAGGACUCUUUGCUAGGAAGUAUCUUUGGUGUCAUAUGAAACGAUGUGAGCUGAGUAAAAAUGUUAAAUCCCAUCCCAAACCAGGAAAGAACAGGGUGCUCUCACAAAAUGCUUACAUGGGACCUGCACCUCCUGGAACUAGUGCUGGCCUGUGGAAACUGUUAAGUAAUAUGACCUAUGACAGUGUGCUGCUUGCUAUUAAUUCGGACUUCUAUAUCAGAAGAUUGGGGGAGUGUUUUUACAACAGAGUAGGCUCAGAUAUCAGCAAGCAUGAAUAUAUUCGACAGAAAAUGAGGGAAGUUGGAAGAUUACUAAUUACAGCGAGGGAAGUUACACCCUUGCGUAAAAUGGAGGAUUUUAUUGACCCAGCUAACUUUAUGUAUGUCAUAACAGCUGUUCGAAAAUCCAGUGGUUAUGAUGAAGAAAAGUGCACAUUUCAACGACCAUCCCUCGCAUUAAAGCUUGGUCAUAGUUUACAGAAGAUUGCUUCUUUGGUUUCAUUUCAAGCAAUGAUGGAUCGAGACAGUGAAAGAGCAGAAAAAGCACGCAACUUUUCAGAAAUGUAUAUGGCAAGAUGGAGCGAGCUGAUAUCAUCACAUGCACUCCGGACUCAGAGAGAAGUUAAGUGGAAUGCUCCACUUGUUCUUCCUUUUACUGAGGAUGUGAAAAUGUUACAUUUGUUUCUUGACCAAAAGCAAGAAGAGUACUUUCAGAGUUUAUCCAAAGAUGCUUCCACCAAGAAUUGGUCACAGCUUGCUAAGAUUGCUCUGGCUCAGACUAUCCUCUUUAAUCGGAGAAGAGAGGGUGAGGUCUCAAAAAUGCCAUUAAAGGCAUUUAUCAGCAGAAAUGCAGAUGACUUGCAUGAGGAUAUUGCUCUUGCACUUUCUGAGCUUGAAAAGAAACUCUGCAAUCAUUUUACCCGAAUUGAAAUUCGUGGAAAGAGAGGACGAAAGGUUCCGGUUCUUUUAACACCUGUAAUGCAAAAAAAUAUGGAGCUUCUUGUAGAGAAAAGAGAAAAUUGUGGUAUUCCAUCCGAAAACAUUUACAUGUUUGCACGUCCCGCAGCAUUGUCUCAUUUUAGGGGAUCAGAUUGCCUUAGAGAAUUUGCAACAGAAUGUGGAGCAAGGAAUCCAAAGGCACUUUCUUCGACUAAGCUGCGUAAACACAUAGCAACAUUGUCCAAUGUUCUGAACCUCAAUAAUACAGAAUUGGACCAGCUAGCUGACUUUUUAGGGCAUGAUGUGCGAGUACACAGGGAAUAUUACAGACUUCCAGAAGGCACUCUACAGCUGGCCAAGAUCAGCAAAAUUUUGAUGGCAUUAGAGACAGGAAGACUUGGGGAGUUCACUGGAAAGAACCUAGAUGACAUUGACAUUGAUCCAAAUGAGGCAGUAUUUGUUCAGAGUUCAGAUUUCUCAAGGGAUUUAUCAGGAACAGAGAAUGAAUCAGAUGAUGAUCUUGGAGCAGACCUACACUUAGAACCAUCCCCAAAGCAAGCCCAUGAAACCUCAGCUGACCAAGCAGCUGAACCAACCAGUUCCACAUCAGUUCCCAAAGGUGUUAAAGUGAUAAAGAAAAAGAAAUGGGAGACAAGUGAAGUGAAAGCAGUUGAAAAGCAUCUGGACAGGUUCAUCAAAACUUGCACAGUGCCAGGAAAAAAAGACUGUGAAGCUUGUAUAAAAGCUGAACCUGUUGCACUGAAAGAUAGAGAUUGGUUAUCUGUUAAGUUCUUUGUAAAGAACAGAAUCACUGCUCUUAAGAGGAAGAUGUAACCCAGAAAUAUUCUCUAUAGUUUCAUUCAGUUAUGUUUGCACAGAAAUUGGCAGUUUUUGUUUUUGCUAUUUUCUUGUUAUUGAUAAAAUGAUUCUGCCAUAACUGUAUUCGAUACAGUAUUUUUUUUAUUUGAACAGAAUUACUGAUAUUAAGAGAAAGAUGUAACCUAGGAAUAUUCUGCAUAGGUAAAUUCAGUUAUAUUU